This is a messenger RNA of Gossypium raimondii (Peruvian cotton), 943 nucleotides long. RefSeq names its product GTP-binding protein SAR1A. The record is from RefSeq and is a predicted model, not a curated record. Bases 151 to 732 code for a protein of 193 amino acids. Gene Ontology annotation, biological process: vesicle organization; endoplasmic reticulum to Golgi vesicle-mediated transport; intracellular protein transport. Gene Ontology annotation, cellular component: COPII vesicle coat; endoplasmic reticulum exit site. The transcript is spliced from 3 exons. NCBI's taxonomy places the organism in Eukaryota, Viridiplantae, Streptophyta, Magnoliopsida, Malvales, Malvaceae. Gene Ontology annotation, molecular function: GTP binding; GTPase activity.
CACCAAAUCUACUUCCUGGCUCUGCCUCUUUUUUUUUUCUAAUGAUACGAUGAUGACAAAGCAGAGGCCUUGAUUACUACAAUCCUACCGUCUUCCACUCUCAGAUCCUCACAAAUUCCAUCUCCAAAUCCCAGCCCAAAGCUAAAAACUAUGUUUCUUGUCGAUUGGUUCUACGGGAUUCUUGCUUCCCUCGGCCUCUGGCAGAAAGAGGCUAAGAUCCUCUUUCUCGGCCUCGAUAAUGCCGGUAAAACCACCUUGCUUCACAUGUUGAAGGACGAGAGAUUGGUUCAGCAUCAGCCAACUCAAUACCCCACAUCGGAAGAACUUAGUAUUGGGAAAAUUAAGUUCAAAGCUUUCGACUUGGGAGGUCAUCAGAUUGCUCGCAGGGUCUGGAAAGAUUACUAUGCUAAGGUGGAUGCUGUGGUGUACCUGGUAGAUGCCUAUGAUAAAGAGAGGUUCGCAGAAUCAAAGAAGGAACUUGAUGCACUUCUUUCAGAUGAGUCCCUCGCCAAUGUCCCGUUUCUUAUUCUAGGAAACAAAAUAGAUAUACCCUAUGCUGCCUCGGAGGAUGAGUUACGUUACCAUCUUGGGCUCACAAACUUUACCACUGGCAAGGGCAAAGUAAACCUAGCAGACUCGAAUGUCCGUCCACUAGAGGUAUUUAUGUGCAGCAUUGUCCGCAAAAUGGGAUAUGGUGAUGGCUUCAAAUGGAUGUCUCAGUAUAUCAACUAAGGUAACGUUCUAUGAAAUGCGGUUGUAUGAUGUUACAGACUCCCAAGCUCUGAUCCCAUCUGAUCACUCCUGACUUCAGGAAAAAAAAAGGGUUGUGUUCAUCAAACUGUUUGAACCAGUCCCUAAGUGGGUUUUUACGUUUGAUGUAUUUGGUUUUGGAUCUGUAAAAUCUACUCGUGGCAGCAAAUCUAUGGUAUUGUAGUUUUGUCAA